Molecule: messenger RNA, 1301 nt
Organism: Culex pipiens pallens (northern house mosquito)
Lineage: Eukaryota; Metazoa; Arthropoda; Insecta; Diptera; Culicidae
Exons: 2
Coding region: 189-1079 (296 amino acids)
Source: RefSeq, a predicted model, not a curated record
AUCGGAAUGUUUCUAGUCUUAAUUUAACCGCCGGCGAGUUUGGAUCAAAAAAAAACAGCAACUGUCGUUCAAACCCUUUCGCAUUUCGGAAAUCCGCAGCAGAACAACAACAAUACAAAAGUGCAGUCAUCAGACUACAUUCGAGAAGUUUGUGAACCGAAACAAGAGGCAGUUAAAAACCACGAAAAAUGAGCAAUAUUGAAAUCGAAACCGAGGACAAGCUGGAGUACCAGUUCCACCCGGCGACGAACGGCGUGGUCAACUUCAAGGUCCGUGCCAACAACGAUGCCCAUCUGGCGCUGACCAGCGGUCCCGCCGAGUCGGACCCCAUGCUGGAGAUCUUCAUCGGGGGCUGGAAGAACACCAAGUCGGUCAUCCGCAAGAACCGCACCAAGCCGGACGUUUGCGAGGUCGACACGCCCGACAUCCUGAACGCGGGCGAGUUCCGUGGAUUCUGGGUCAAGUGGCAGGAUGACGUGAUCACCGUUGGAAUGGAAGGAGCCGCCGCGGCAUUCCUGUCCUACGAGAACACCUCCGAGCCGUUCCCGAUCAACUACUUUGGAGUUUGCACCGGCUGGGGAGCGUCCGGCUCGUGGAUCAUCGAGCAGAACGCACCGGCUCCGUCCGCUCCGGCUGCUCUUGUGUCCAGCGGAGGUGCCGCCUGUUGGGUCCCGGCCGCCAACGGAGAAGUUCCUCCGAACGCCGUUGUCGGAGGAGCCGACGGUGAAGACAUGUACAUUGCACGGUCCCAGCACGAGGGUGCCAUCAUUCCUGGAAAGCUGGUGGCCUCGCACGGAUGCGCUUAUGUCGCCUGGGGUGGAGUCGAGAACCCGAAGCAGGAGUACGAAGUUCUGUGCGACGGAAACGGAACGUUCGUGAACACCAGUGGUGGCGAAAUUCCACCGAAUGCCAUCCCUGCUGGAGAGUCCGAGGACGGCGAGCCGCUGUUCAUCGGACGGGUUAACCACGAGGGCACGGUGACCGUGGGCAAGGUUCAGCAGUCCCACGGCGUUUGCUACAUUCCAUACGGCGGCCAGGAGUUGGCGUUUGCCGAUUAUGAAAUCUAUGUCAGCCAGUAAGCAAGGAAGUAAAGCCAUUUUGGAGCAGCUACAUGAAGUCAGCAGAGAAUCUCUUGACCGUAUAAUGCGGAAUGCACAGCUCAGAUAUGGAGCAAAAACACAAAAUUAAGCUCGCUAAAAAGCAUGAAACCACAUGAUGCCUGCACAUUUAUAUUUAUUGUUGUUUAACGAAUGUAUUAAUUUACUAGUAGGAAUAAAGAAACACCAGCUUUUGAACCACAA